AUGAGGAUGUCUUUCACUAUACACUCACUAGCAUUUGUUCCAUUGUUUGUAGUAAUAGUGACACACGCAGUAAUCGUCGCGGCUGAAGAUGAAAACUCGCCGGAUCAGGCAAUGUUUCCAGCGAUGUUUGUGUUCGGAGACUCAUUAGUGGACAAUGGAAACAACAACCGCUUGAAUUCGCUAGCUAGGUCCAACUAUUUACCUUAUGGCAUCGAUUUUGACGGUGGUCAACCCACCGGUCGUUUCUCUAACGGCAAAACCAUCGUUGAUUUCAUCGGAGAGUUGCUAGGGCUGCCGGAUAUACCAGCGUUUAUGGAAACGAUAGACGGAGGAGUUGAUGUUCUCCGGGGAGUGAACUAUGCGUCAGCUGCCGGAGGAAUCUUAGAGGAAACCGGUCGCCAUCUGGGAGAGAGAUUCAGCAUGAGAAGACAAGUGGAGAACUUCGACAAGACAUUAAUUGAGAUAAGUAGGGGGAUAGAGUCAGUAAAUGAGUAUAUGGCAAAGUCAUUGGUUGUGGUUUCAUUGGGUAACAAUGACUACAUUAACAAUUACUUGAAACCAUCGCUUUUCCUCACCAGCUCCAUCUACGACCCUCCUUCUUUCGCAGACCUCCUCCUCUCUAACUUCACCUCUAAUCUCCUCGAACUAUAUGACAAGGGGUUUAGGAAGUUCGUGUUAGCUGGUGUGGGUCCAUUAGGUUGUAUACCAGACCAACUAGCCGCUCGAGCGGUUCCACCGGGUGAAUGUGUGGAGGCGGUUAACGAGAUGGCUGAGCUUUUCAACAACCGUCUCAAGUCGCUAGUGGACCAACUCAACUCCGACAACAAAACCGGUCGUGACGCCAUCUUUGUCUAUGGCAAUACCUAUGGAGCUGCCGUGGAUAUACUCACCAACCCGAUUGCUUACGGAUUCGAAGUGACGGAUAGAGGGUGUUGUGGAGUAGGGAGAAACAGGGGAGAAAUUACGUGUUUGCCACUAGCUGUGCCAUGUGCAUUCAGGGAUCGUCACGUGUUCUGGGAUGCUUUUCAUCCAACACAAGCUUUUAAUCUCAUCAUUGCUCUUAGAGCGUUUAAUGGCUCCAAAUCUGAUUGUUACCCCAUUAAUCUAUCUCAAAUGUCUCGUCUCUAA
This is a messenger RNA of Eruca vesicaria subsp. sativa (arugula), 1128 nucleotides long. Lineage: Eukaryota; Viridiplantae; Streptophyta; Magnoliopsida; Brassicales; Brassicaceae. The record is from the annotation of a GenBank genome assembly.